AUGACUUUCAAGUAUAACCGCUUAACAAGCCUUACUAACCCUUCCGCUCUCGAGACGCCAGACAACACCGUCUACUUCGAGCAGGAAAACAAAAGGCCAAAAUUGAACUACCCCAUGCUUGCCGAUGAAGUUAAGGGCUCCUUCGGUAACGUCGCAGAAGAUGCUCAUUUGCCUUCCACGGCCUUUAUUCAAACGGCCGUAUAUCGCACUGGUGCGGCUUACAUGCUGGGUAACCGGAAAGGACUUCCCCCAAAAAAGACAGACCGACACAACGGGAAAACCGGGAGAUUAAAGAGAAAACGCCAGAAAAUUCGCAAGAGCCCCGAAGCGCAGGGCGUGAUCAGCGGGGCCGUGUUCCUGAUCAUCCUCUUCUGCUUCAUCCCCGUGCCCUUCCUGCGGUGCUUCGUGGAGGAGCAGUGCCCGGCCUUCCCUCACGACGAGUUCGUGGAGCUCAUCGGGUCGCUCCUCGCCAUCUGCUGCAUGAUUUUCCUGGGCUUUGCGGAUGACGUUUUGAACCUGCGCUGGCGCCACAAGCUCCUUCUUCCCACCAUGGCUUCCCUCCCGCUGCUCAUGGUUUACUUCACCAACUUUGGGAACACGACCGUUGUGGUGCCUAAGCCCUUCCGGGUGCUGCUGGGCAUGCACUUGGACCUGGGUAUCCUCUACUACGUGUACAUGGGCAUGCUAGCAGUGUUCUGCACGAACGCCAUCAACAUUCUCGCUGGAAUUAAUGGAAUCGAAGCAGGGCAGUCUCUGGUGAUAGCGGCUUCCAUUAUCGUAUUCAACAUUGUAGAGUUAAAUGGGGAUUAUCGAGACGAUCACAUUUUUUCUCUCUACUUCAUGAUUCCCUUUUUUUUUACCACGCUGGGGCUGUUCUACCACAACUGGUACCCAUCUCGAGUGUUUGUUGGGGACACCUUCUGCUACUUUGCCGGCAUGACUUUUGCCGUGGUGGGGAUCGUGGGGCACUUCAGCAAAACGAUGCUGCUUUUUUUCAUCCCGCAAGUGCUCAACUUCCUCUACUCGUUGCCUCAACUCUUCCACAUCGUUCCUUGUCCCCGUCACCGGCUGCCGAGGCUCAAUCCUAGUACAGGGAAGCUGGAGAUGAGCUACUCCAAAUUCAAGACUAAGAGCCUCUCUGCCCUGGGAACAAACAUUCUGAAGGCGGUCAAGGUCUUGCGCAUAGUAGAUGUGAGGAGCGGAAGGGAUGAAGAUGGCGAAUACACUGAGUGCAAUAAUAUGACGCUUAUUAACUUCAUUAUAAAGCUGAUCGGACCCACCCACGAGCGAAACCUCACUCUCCUGUUGCUGCUCAUCCAGGUCCUGGGCAGCGUGAUCGCAUUUUCAAUCCGGUACCAGCUAGUGCGCUUGUUUUACGAUGUCUGACUAAAAAAAAGGGGGGAAGUGGUUGUCCCUGCCAGUCAAUUUUCUGCAAUCGCUCACCAAACGAUUCGACCGGUCUUACUCCGGCCCUCCCAGAAAACCUCAGGACACCCGUCAAAACGCAAGCAACUGCUCUGCGUGGGCCAGUCUUGAACCGUAAUCAUCUUUUCUUGUGCACAGAAGGCUUUUGUCCGAUUAUACUGACAGAAGAGAUUGACUGCUACUCGGACAGCGUUGUUACUGGGAAUACUUUUUGGCUGGGAAGUAAAUGACCCAAACGUUUACUUACGGCACUUAGGGCAAGCGGGAAAGGUGAAAUCUCUGUCCACCUAACAAGCAUGUUCCUGUCCCCCAAGAGAGAAAACAGGGACUUCCAUUUCUGUGAGACGCCGUACAGCAGCACAAGUAAACCAGAGCCCUCUCCCUCCUCCUCCGAUCCAGUCUUUGGUCCACGGACGUAAAGUAACGUGUUAUAAACCGCACCCAAAACUCGGAUCGCUCCGAGAAUAAAAUAACUCGUGGUACCCUUUCCCCUUCAAUGCUUUGCCUCGAGAAUAUCGACACACAGUGAAACUAGGUCACA
Molecule: messenger RNA, 1966 nt
Organism: Egretta garzetta (little egret)
Lineage: Eukaryota; Metazoa; Chordata; Aves; Pelecaniformes; Ardeidae
Gene: DPAGT1
Product: dolichyl-phosphate N-acetylglucosaminephosphotransferase 1
Exons: 10
Coding region: 1-1386 (461 amino acids)
Biological process (GO): dolichol-linked oligosaccharide biosynthetic process; protein N-linked glycosylation
Cellular component (GO): membrane
Molecular function (GO): UDP-N-acetylglucosamine-dolichyl-phosphate N-acetylglucosaminephosphotransferase activity
Source: RefSeq, a predicted model, not a curated record